CUAACAACUUACUGACAAAAUAGUUUAAUAAAAUACUAACGAAUUGAAAAUGUUUCAAACAAAUCCUAAUCCCGUAGCUAUUCCCACCGAGCCUGCUGUUGUGGUCAACAAUGUAGAAAAUAAAAAUAAAUAUUUCUGGUCUACAGUCUUCGUAAGUAACAUAUCUGCUUUUAUUACUGGAAUACAUUUGGCUUGGUUAGUGCCAAUCGUACCAAAAUUAACCAAUGAAUUAAGAUUAGCCGAGAAUCCCUUCGACAGAGUAGUAAAAACAAACGAGGUGGUUUGGAUAAGAUCCAGUUUUUUCUUGGGUGCGAUUCUAGGUCCCAUUGCAGCCGCAUUUACCAUAAACAAAAUUGGACGAAAAAACACCCUAAUUACUUGCGUCGCAGCUCCCUACUUUAUAUCGCUUGUAAUCCUAGCGUUUGCCAAAUUUGUGUUCCUCUAUUAUAUUGCGAGAUUUGUAGGGGGUUUCGGAUUGGGAAAUUUCUACACGACCUUCCCCAUAUAUCUCGGAGAGAUCUCCUUACAAUCCGUAAGGGGACGGGUCUUAUGUUUAAUAAAUUUCUUCGUGUGUUUAGGAAUACUGUUUGAUCUAAGUGUUUCGCCGUUCUUGGCUAUUUCCAUUUAUUCCACCCUCUGCUCAUUUAUUUGUGCAGCGUUCUUCAUUGCCUUCAUCAGUUUUCCAGACACUCCAUACUAUUACCUUGUCAUAGGGGACAUUUCGGGUGCCGAAAAAUCCUUGAUGAAAUUGCGAGGUCUUACCGCAACGGAAGUGGAAGUGGAACUUCGAACCAUUAUAAAUGAAAUUGAAAACGAAAGGCAAAAAGGCAAAACAAUUAAGCAACUUUUUCAAAGCAGACCGGUCAGGAAGUCAUUGGUCAUGACCCUGUGUUUAGUCGCUUUUCAACAACUAUCGGGUGUGGAAGUUGUACGGUUAAAUAUGUACAGUACAUUUACGACCAUUAACAGUAAAUUGUCGGAAACUACGUUUGGUAUUAUUACUGGUGGAAUUCAAGUAGUCGCUAGCACUAUACCUCCCCUUAUUGUGGACCGGUAUGGUCGAAAAUUACUUUUAUUUGUAUCGGGAAUGGGAAUAAUAGUGGGGAACGCUUUUUUGGGGAUUUACCAUUAUGCCAUUGAACAUGAUGUGUACGUUAUCAGAAGGUGGAUACCAAUUGCUAGUCUGACACUAUUUGAAUUUGCUUUCAAUUUGGGAUAUGGUCCUUUGCCGUGGACAAUCAUGGGAGAGGUUUUUUAUGCAACUAUAAGACCACUGGCUGCAAUGAUAACCACGAUGUUCUGUUACAUAAUUGGUUUUUCAGUUUCAUUUGUGACCCCAGUGUUGACCUCCGAAUUAGGGACGGGGAACACGUUUUGGAUAUUUUCCAUCUUUGGCUUUAUUGGAGCAUUUUUCACCGAGUUGUACAUGUUCGAAACGAAACAAAAAUCUUUGGGCGACAUCCAAGAUGAAUUAAACCAAUAACUUACAGUAUUAAAGUGUUGUUUUAAUAAAUGAUUAUAAUGU
Agrilus planipennis (emerald ash borer) is the source of this 1525-nucleotide messenger RNA. RefSeq names its product facilitated trehalose transporter Tret1-like. NCBI's taxonomy places the organism in Eukaryota, Metazoa, Arthropoda, Insecta, Coleoptera, Buprestidae. Gene Ontology annotation, molecular function: transmembrane transporter activity. The coding region runs from base 50 to 1483 and encodes 477 amino acids. Gene Ontology annotation, cellular component: membrane. The transcript has 2 exons. The record is from RefSeq and is a predicted model, not a curated record. Gene Ontology annotation, biological process: transmembrane transport.